AUGAAAGUAACACCAGAAAUUGCUGUUAAAUUUACAAAAAUAACAAAUUGUUUUAUGCUUAUAUGGCAACCAAAAAAUAAAUAUAAAAAAUAUUUAUUUGAAUUUUUAUGGUGGUUUUGUGUUAUCGAUGCAUUUUUUGUUCUUUUAACUUUAAUUGGAGCAAUAAUUAAAUACUCAAGUGAUACAUUGAUUGCUAUGAAAACAGCAAUUUUCAUGUCUGGUGUUGUUAAUUUUUUAAUUAAAAUUUCUAUAACAAAAAUUAAUCGACAAUAUAAUCAUGAAAUAUCAAUGAAGCUAGAUUUUUAUUUAAAAACAGCAAAUAAAAAUCAAAGAAUUAUAUUACAAAAUUAUGUUGAUAAAUCAUGGUUUUUUCAUGCAUAUAUGACAUGGUCAUAUUACAUUGCAUCAAUAUUAUUUUUAAUUGGUCCAUUAUUUUUACCUCAAAAAUUACCAAAUGAUGCUGUCUAUCCAUUUUCAACUGAGCCCUUAUUAACAUUUACAAUAAUUUAUGCUCAAGAUAUUUUAGUUGGAUUUCAGAUAUCAGCUGGACUAGUGUUGGAUUGUCAAGCGGCACUUUAUCUAUGGUUUUCUGGUGCCCUUUUCGAAAUACUCGCAUUAGAAAUAAAUAAUAUUAAAAAUUACAAACAAUUAAAAGAUUACGUUAAAAAACAUCAUGAUUUAAUUUUAUUCACGGAAAAAAUUAUCAAGACAGUUUCAGGCAUUGCAUUUACAACAAUUUCCAUGACAAUUAUUGGAAUAGUACUUGGAAGCAUUAUUUUAGCAUCUAACCAGCCAGCUACUGUUAAAUUGCAAUUUACAGUAUUAGUUUUGAGUGCGAGUAUUAAUAUUUUAGUAUGUGCACGAGCAGCUGAUAAUUUAAUUGUAACAUCUAGUGAUGUUAUGGUGAAUAGUCUUUACAAUUUUCCAUGGUAUAAAUUGUCAACUGAUGCUAAAAAAAUAAUUCAAAUAAUGAUGCAAAGAACUCAAAAACCAAUAACAAUAUCACUAUCUGGAUUUGUUGGUUCAUUGUCUUAUCAGUAUUACGCCAGUUUUGUGUCUACAGCUGUUUCUUAUUUUACAACUCUUCGAAUCAUGCUGGAACUUUAA
Molecule: messenger RNA, 1107 nt
Organism: Aphidius gifuensis
Lineage: Eukaryota; Metazoa; Arthropoda; Insecta; Hymenoptera; Braconidae
Product: odorant receptor 43a-like
Exons: 6
Coding region: 1-1107 (368 amino acids)
Biological process (GO): sensory perception of smell; detection of chemical stimulus involved in sensory perception of smell
Cellular component (GO): plasma membrane
Molecular function (GO): olfactory receptor activity; odorant binding
Source: RefSeq, a predicted model, not a curated record